CUAACAGAUUAUCUCUUGAUGGCAAAUUAGAAUAAAGAUAUAUUGCACAGUAAAUACACGUAAGACAACAAAUCUAUAAGAAGGAAGCAGAAAACGUCCGCAACACAAAGGAACAUGGAAGUAAGAGAAAACAGAAAGGGGUAGUUAGGUAAAGGAUUGUGGUUAAUAAGUAACAGGCAGUCACCCCCGCCCUGCAGGGCCUGCUGGGAGGAAUUAUUGGCAAGCAGAGUGUGUGUGUGUGUGUGUGUGCUUGUGUGUGUGUGUGUGUGUGUCUCUGUGCAGAUAACGCUGAAAUAAAGAACAGGAAGAGAAGAUACAGAGAGCAGCGCCAUUUCUAAACACCCUUUUGUGGCUCUCCAGCGGUGUCCAGUUCCUCUCUUCCUCUUUCAUGGGCGAAGCGAAGGGCAAGUCGGGGCCGUCGGCUCGGAGGCCGGACAACUCUGCCUUCAAGCAGCAGAGGCUCCCGGCCUGGUCCCCCAUGCUCACCGCCAACACGGUGCUGCCCUUCUUCUACUUCAUGGCGUUGUCGUGCAUGCUGCUGGGCGUGUGGCUGCUGCUCACGGUGCAGAGCACUCAGGAACUCAAGCUGGACUACACGAAGGCCGGCUCGUGUGACGAAUGUUUUGAGAUGCGGAAGAAUGUGAGCAAAGCAGCGCUAAACUGCUUUUGCAAAGUGGAGUUUCGCAUCGAGAAAGCGUUCAAGGGAGACGUCUUUUUCUACUACGGCCUCCAGAACUUCCAUCAGAACCUCCGCAGAUACAUGGACUCCAGAGACGACGGGCAGAUGGUCGGGAGGACGACGAACUUAAAGAACCCGAGUACGUACUGCGAGCCGUUCAUAAAGGACCAAAAGGGACUCCCCAUUGCCCCCUGUGGUGCUGUGGCCAACAGCGUCUUCAACGACUCCUUCACUCUGAGCUACCACGGCGGCUCCAGCGGCCCCGCGGUUCCGGUCCCUCUGCUGCGACAAGGCAUCACCUGGUACACGGACAAGAACAUCAAGUACCGCAACCCGAAGGACGGCAACAUGACCCUCGCUCAGGUGUUCCAAGGUAAAACGGGGGAUGAGAGGGGGGGGGGGAUAUCGGAGUCAGGUCUCUUUUCGUCUCGUCUUGAUUUGUGCGACGGCCACUCCUCAGGUACGGCGCAGCCUCGGUACUGGCAGAAGCCCGCAUACGAGCUGGACCCCCGAGACCCGGCCAACAACGGCUUCAUCAACGACGACCUGAUCGUCUGGAUGAGGGAGGCGGCCUUCCCCAAUUUCAAGAAGCUCUACGGGGUUUUAUACCGAGCCAAGAAGCCCUUCAUCAAGGGUCUGCCUGCGGGGAACUACAGCGUGGACGUCUCCUACAACUUCCCCGUGCAGCACUUCCGAGGCAGAAAGCAAGUGGUGCUGACCACGGUGACCUGGUUCGGAGGUCAGAACCACUUCCUGCCGAUCGCUUACCUCAUAACCAGCUGCCUGACCCUCCUCGUAGCCGUCGUCCUCACGGUGGCGUGGUGCAAGUUUGGGAAGAAUGGGAGGAACAUGGAGGAAUGAGAGGAACAUGGAGGGCGAGACGUGGAACCGGGAUGCUGUUUUUAGAGACGACGGUUUAUGCGAAUCAAGUUUGACAUUUUGGAAAAAAUUGCCAGCUAAAUGAACCUCAUGUCGGGGCUUUUUAUUUGUGAUGUUUUCUUUGACCAACUGAAGGACUUCUUUUUCAUGUUGAUUUUUACUUGAAUAUUAUUUACUUUUUUUUUUUUUUUAAAUACACACCGUUUUGUCACGCACUGUUAAUAUUUAUUAACAUAAUGUAUUUAUUCUAAUGAUUACAAAAACUAUUCACUGGAGGUGUUAAAGCAGUAUUUUGUGUCUCAGAAACGACUAGUCAUGCUAAUUUGUACGGUGUAAAUUUAGUUAUGUUUUUUUAAUAUAAUUACAGCACAAUAAUUAGCCGGUGCAAAUGCUAAAAACAGGCCUUGCAUUUUAAAAGGUAUGUCUGCAUGCCAAUCUGUUUAUUAGGUGUGUUUAGCAUAAUAAAUAACAUCCGCCGACAACCAUGUGUACGAUCCAUUAUGGCCUGAAGAUUGCAAUAAAACAUUUUCUUUUAAAACUC
Cyclopterus lumpus (lumpfish) is the source of this 2099-nucleotide messenger RNA. RefSeq names its product transmembrane protein 30C (gene cdc50c). The coding region runs from base 389 to 1540 and encodes 383 amino acids. The record is from RefSeq and is a predicted model, not a curated record. Gene Ontology annotation, cellular component: endoplasmic reticulum; plasma membrane; Golgi apparatus. Lineage: Eukaryota; Metazoa; Chordata; Actinopteri; Perciformes; Cyclopteridae. The transcript has 6 exons. Gene Ontology annotation, biological process: phospholipid translocation.